Molecule: messenger RNA, 2000 nt
Organism: Salvelinus namaycush (lake trout)
Lineage: Eukaryota; Metazoa; Chordata; Actinopteri; Salmoniformes; Salmonidae
Product: carboxypeptidase Z-like
Exons: 14
Coding region: 297-1892 (531 amino acids)
Biological process (GO): proteolysis
Molecular function (GO): zinc ion binding; metallocarboxypeptidase activity
Source: RefSeq, a predicted model, not a curated record
UGUGUUCAGAGAUUAACCUGGGUUACUGCAACGACCUGGACUACUCCAGGACCAUCUUCCCUAACAUCCUAGGUCAGCAGUCUCGUCAUGAGGUGGAGUCUGGAGCUGAGUACCUCCUCCUCUCUGUGAUCCACGGUCUCCUCAACGGGGAGUGUUCCCCAGACAUCCGUCUGUUGGGGUGCUCCGUCCUCGCCCCGCCCUGCCAAGACCUACCCAGGCCCGCACCAGUCAAGUCGUGCCGCAGUGCAUGUGAGGCGGUGAGGAAGGGGUGUGGCCACGCGUUCGAGGGCAUCGACAUGGCGUGGCCUUACUUCCUAGACUGUGACCGAUUCUUCGCCAGCGAACAGGAAGGCUGUCACGACCCGUUGGCCCCGUUAAGAGCCAGACAGGAAGUGGCUUUCUCCAACCUGUCUCCAGACGAACCCUCCACCAUCAUUCAGUUCACGUACCACUCCAACGCCCAGAUGUACAACGUUCUGAAGAGGACUGCUGCCAAGUGCUCUCACAUCUCCCGCACCUACAGUAUCGGACGCAGCACAGAGGGGAAAGACCUCCUGGCCAUAGAGUUCACAGACAACCCCGGAGGGCACGAACUAUUGGAACCGGAGAUCAAGUUGGUUGGCAACAUGCAUGGCAACGAGGUCCUGGGUCGUCAGUUGCUGCUCUACCUGGCCCAGUACCUGUGUUCCGAGUAUCUCCUUGGCAACCAGCGUAUCCAGACGCUCGUAAACACCACACGCAUCCACAUCCUGGCGUCCAUGAACCCCGACGGUUACGAGCUGGCGGCCGCCGAGGGUCACGAGCUCAACGGUUGGACGGUGGGUCGCACCAACGCUCAGAACCUAGACUUGAACCGGAACUUUCCUGACCUUACGUCUAUUCUCUACCGGAAUCGCAGGAUCAAACGGUUCCGCACCGACCACAUCCCCAUCCCAGACUCUUACUGGUUUGGUAAGGUAGCUUCAGAGACCUAUGCAGUGAUGAAGUGGAUCAGGUCUGUGCCAUUUGUCCAGUCUGCUAGCCUCCAUGGUGGAGAGCUGGUGAUCUCUUAUCCCUUUGACUUCUCCAGACACCUCCAUGAAGAGAGGAUGUUCUCCCCUACACCUGAUGAACAGGCGUUUAAGCAGCUGGCCCGGACGUACGCAGACUCUCACGCCAGCAUGGCCGACAACAACACAGAGAGGUGUGGAGCGUCCUUCAUCAGGAGCGGAGGCAUCAUCAACGGAGCUCUGUGGUACAGCUUCCCAGGGGGUAUGUCAGACUUUAACUACCUCCACACUAACUGUCUGGAGAUUACGGUGGAGCUGGGCUGUGACAAGUUCCCUUCUGAAGAGGAGCUCUACCCAGAGUGGCUCAGGAACAAGGAGGCCCUGCUCAGUUUCAUGGAGUCGGUCCACAGAGGUAUUAAGGGAGUGGUGAAGGAUGAGGAGGGCUAUGGAAUUAAAGGAGCGUCCAUAUCUGUCAGGGGAAUACGUAAAGAUGUCACCACAGCGGAGGAUGGUGAUUACUGGAGGUUAAUGAACUCAGGAACACACAUCAUAACAGCAUCAGCUAAAGGUUACUCCAAGGUCAGCAAGAGAAUUUACCUGCCUGCUCACAUGGAAAAAGCUGGGCGGGUCAACUUCGUGCUCAAAAAGGUCCCUGUACAGCCAGUAGGACCAGACUACCACCUGUUCCUCAGCUCCUCCCUGGACACUUACGACCGCUUCGACCCUUACAACCACUUCCAGAGCUACGGCCGCUCCGAGCCGGGAGAACCCAGAGAACCCAGGGAACCGGGGAUGGGAGGAGAACCGGGGAUGGGAGGAGAGCGGCAGGAGAAGCCAUGGUGGUGGAACUACUUUACUCAGGCAGGGGUCUCUGCUCCCACCUGGCUGCUACGGAACUUCUAGAAGACUGGACAGAAUAAAGACUGAAACGGCACACUAUUCCCUUAUUUGGUGCACUACAUUUGACCAAAGCCCAUAGUGCAGGGGGCCUUCUUUGUAGUCUGCAUCCCA